Olea europaea var. sylvestris is the source of this 1121-nucleotide messenger RNA. RefSeq lists its product as uncharacterized. Bases 118 to 840 code for a protein of 240 amino acids. The record is from RefSeq and is a predicted model, not a curated record. The transcript is spliced from 9 exons. Lineage: Eukaryota; Viridiplantae; Streptophyta; Magnoliopsida; Lamiales; Oleaceae.
AUUUUGGCAUAUUUUCAUGUUACCCCAUUUUCUCCCCUUUCCUUUUGCUCUUUCUUUCUUCUGUUCAUAUCGUAAUCGUAUUUCAGCUCUCUCCCCUCGAAGAAUCAGGGCAAAGCUAUGGCACUAGGGCUUGCGAUUGGGCUGAGAACCCUGUUCAUGGUGUUGGGAUGUGUAAUCACUGCCACUGUAAUCUACAUCAUUGUCACUGAUGGCCUCCCCUUCCGAAAAGAACUCCUCACCCCGUGGAUGGCAGCGACCCUGAUAGAUUUCUAUAUCAAUAUCCUAGCAAUAGGGGCGUGGAUUUUGUACAAGGAAUCAAACUGGAUCAGUGCAAUAAUUUGGAUAGCUUUGCUAGUAUGUUUGGGAAGCAUUACUACAUGUGGAUACAUUGUUUUGCAGUUCCUCAAACUAUCUCAUCAAGAAUCAUUACAAGAUCCUAUUUACUUUGUUUUGCUAAGCAAGAGGAAGAAUUCUGGAAUGGAAUCAAAGAGCAAACUAUCUGUUGCAAGUACUAGGGUUCUUUUCACUGUUUUGGGUUGUCUGAUGCUGGGAACAUUGAUUUACACUAUUGCUACGGAUGGAUCUCCAUUUCGCAAAGACCUUUUGACUCCGUGGUUGUCAGCAACACUAGUUGAUUUCUACAUUAAUGUUGUUGCUCUAUCGGUUUGGGUGGCAUACAAAGAAUCAAAUUGGAUGAAUGCAGUAUUUUGGAUCAUUUUGUUGAUUUGUUUUGGAAGCAUUAGCACUUGUGCCUACAUCGUAUUACAGCUUUUCCAUCUAUCAUCUGAAGAUCCUGUCUUCCUUGUUCUUUUCAGUAGCCGCAGCAGAAAAUGGAUAUGAAGGAACAUUACAGAGAGACAACUUCACUUUGGAUUAACCAAGUGAGAAUUUCUCAAGAAAAUUUGAUUUGCAUUCAAUAGACAAACUUGCCUUUAUACUGUAAAUCCAUCACUCAAGGGAAUACUUUAUAUAUUUGGUAAACUUUUCAAUGGCAUCUUUUAUGUUGUUUCCAAUGAAAUUUAGAUUCUUUUCUUCACAGCUUUUGGCAAUAAAUUAAACAUGCGUCGAAUGGAUUGUCACACCUUUAUGUAUACAAAUGAACUUAUUGUGUGUGUUCUGUA